UUAGGCGCGGUUAAGAUGACUGGAUGAGUGAUCGAGGCUCGCGCAUGUUUGUAGAGUAAAAGAGAGAAAAAAAAACUGAAGAUCCGGUGUGAUUGCGCGCGCGGCGCGUGCUGCGAGUGCUGCGCGAGCUGCGCGUGACGCUCUGCGCAGAGUAGGCUAUAAAAGAAUGAAGUGGAGCCGGUGAGCGCAGAGCGCACGGAGGAGCGCGCGGAGACGGGAGUGAGGGUGCAUGCGCUCUGCACAGCGUUCCGCACGAGACCAGCGAAGGAUGCUGUGCCGCGUGCGCGUGUCUGUCAGAUAGCUCUUCUUCCGUUUGCGUUUGGAGUGCGUCUUCAAAUAUGGAGAGGAAUAGUACGACUCAAGCACCUCAGGAUCCUGGAGAAUGCGAGCCGGGGCUGGAGAGGUUGGAGAGGAUGGAGAGGCUGGAGAGCAGCACUGGACUGGAGAACUGUACAGAUGGUUUGGUGGGGAACCUGUCACUGCGCUGUUGGCUGCACCUACUGACCAAAGAGUCGGGCACAGCGCUGCAGGGAGACGGGUCCAGCUUGUCUGUACGUGUGAUGAUUGCGUUGAUCUACUCUGUGGUUUGUGCACUAGGACUGGUGGGCAACUCUCUGGCUCUUUACCUACUCCAUUCGCGCCACCGGCAAAAGCGCUCCUCCAUCAACUGCUUUGUUAUGGGCCUGGCGCUCACCGACCUUCAGUUUGUCCUGACUCUGCCCUUCUGGGCUGUGGACACCGCACUGGACUUCCGCUGGCCCUUUGGGAAGGUCAUGUGCAAGAUUGUCAGCUCCGUCACCACCAUGAACAUGUACGCCAGCGUCUACUUCCUUACCGCCAUGAGUGUGGCGCGGUACUACUCGGUGGCCUCUUCGCUUAAGAUGCACAGCCAGAGAGCGGCAGCCGCUGGGGCCAAGUGGAUCAGCUUGGGCAUCUGGGUGGUGUCCCUCCUGGCCACAUUGCCGCAUGCCAUCUACUCAACCAUCGCCCAGGUGGCCACAGACGAGGAACUUUGCCUGGUUCGCUUCCCAGAAACAGGCAGCUGGGACCCGCAGCUGCUUCUGGGUCUCUACCAGCUGCAGAAGGUUCUACUGGGCUUCGUAAUCCCUCUAGUGGUGAUCACCCUCUGCUACCUGCUGCUGCUGCGCUUUGUGCUGAGCCGGAGGGUCAGGGGUGCAGUUAGCUCGGAAAGCGAACACGGACGCCACAAGCGCCGCUCCAAGGUCACCAAGUCAGUGGUGAUCGUGGUACUCUCUUUCUUCCUCUGUUGGCUGCCCAACCAGGCACUGACUCUUUGGGCUGUGCUCAUCAAGUUCGACCUGGUGCCCUUCAGCAAGGCCUUCUACAACGCCCAGGCCUACGCCUUUCCGCUCUCCGUUUGCUUGGCGCAUACAAACAGCUGCCUCAACCCGGUGCUCUACUGCUUGAUCCGCCGUGAGUUCCGGGCCGGACUGAAGGAGCUGUUACUCAGGGCCACACCGUCGUACCGCAGCCUGGCCCAACUGCUUCCUCGAAAGACCAAGGUAGCCGAGGCGCCCCCUGUCCUGGUGUUGGUGCAGAUGGAUGUCUGAAGGAGUCUGUUUUACACUUGUCAUUUCAUAUGUCUCACACAUGGAUUGAUUCAUAAUACACCUGCAUCGUGCAUCUGGACACAUUUCUGGUCAAACCGAUCCAACUAGCUUCUCUGCUUUUUGAGGCUUCAAUGCAAAUGUAAUGUGUUUUCUCCAGGAAUCUUCUGAGAUGCACUACAAAAGUUUUGUUCUGUGUGGUUAUGCGUUUGAGAAGAGCUAAAUUAAGAAAACACGAUGAGACAAUUGUUAAAAUGCUUAUGAUGUCAGUGUCUAUAAUGAUGGUUAUGUGCAGCUAAAGGCAGCUUUGUGCAGUAACAUAAAAGAACCACUUCUGGUUUGAUAAAGAUCAUAUUUGUAACCUUUUAAACAUUUUAAACACUUACAGAACUUUUAGUUACAGAUUUAAAUCUGUAGUUUUUUUACACUAAUACAUUUCUCUCACAGUGCAUCUCUAUGUAUUUCUUUAUGGAACCAAAAGUGGACAUUUUAUAGACUUGCUGAAGAACCUUUGGAUGCACCUUUAUGUCAAAAAUGUGUGUAGAACUGACGUAUUUCCAAGUAUUUCCAAAUGGAAGGAGCAGAAACCACCUCCUGAUGUGUGAUGUGAUUGGAUAAAAAUCCAGCUCCAGAGUGUCCUGGAUGUAUUUACAUUUGGCUUUUUUCCCUCAAUAUUGGAUAGCUAUCCCAUCAGCCUGAGAUGCAUAAAUUGGCCACAUAUAAAUGGACUAAAACAGACUGACUCACCUGGUUAAUACUGGAACCUGAACACACACUGAGACAACCUGCCCUUUUGAAGCUUUUUUUUUCUUUUGCUAUAUUUCCGCCUGUUUUGGCUGAUGGACAGGAGCAGAUAUGAGGAAUCCCUUGUGAAAUGUGCCCCAGUUUCUUCUCCCCUCUCUUUUCUGGUGUUUGUUCCAUCGCCCUUCACCUCGGAUUUGGUGCUGCAUAUUAGAAAACCCUGUUUAAGGAUUCUACCAAGGACACCCGUUAAGGAAACAUUAAAUUAUCUAUCUGUGUUGCUCAGUCUUUUGAAGUGAGCAGCAAAAGUGUGCGCAGACUGUAAGAGCGGGGGCAUCCUCUCGAGUUCCUCACAGUACCUUGCCGUUUAAUGAGAAAUAAACAAGGAUAAAAGCAUCUGUCAGAUACACAACCUCAACGAUCAGUCAUCAAUGAGCUCUUACCACGGAGAAACACGCUUUCAUUAGAGCCUGGAAGUAUCUGGAGCUUUGCAUAUUACAGUCUCACUCCUUCGUUAAGUGUAUGUAAGACAAAUAUUGUGUUUGGGAACUGGCAUUUUAAAUUAAAAUGAAUAAAAUCAUGUAAACUACUA
Molecule: messenger RNA, 2901 nt
Organism: Astyanax mexicanus (Mexican tetra)
Lineage: Eukaryota; Metazoa; Chordata; Actinopteri; Characiformes; Acestrorhamphidae
Gene: rxfp3.2b
Product: relaxin family peptide receptor 3.2b
Exons: 1
Coding region: 339-1571 (410 amino acids)
Biological process (GO): immune response; G protein-coupled receptor signaling pathway
Cellular component (GO): membrane
Molecular function (GO): G protein-coupled receptor activity
Source: RefSeq, a predicted model, not a curated record